CUUCAUCUCAAGCUCGCGAACGCGCAUUUCUUUGGCAGGAGCGACAGUCGCGCGCUCCCGUUCGUUCGCCAUAGAAAACAAAGCUAUCCGUGCGCUUCCAUUACAGCUAGCGAGGCAAAUACAGCACAUCUCUUUCGCACUCUCUCUGCAUGUAAACCCAAGAUGGGUUUGCAGCUCGUCUGAGGGCCUUUAAUAGUGAGGCCUGUUUUGAGGUCGAUGAGACGGACGGACGUUCAGCCGACGUCAACGAAACGGUGCUUUCAUUUUUUGCGGACCGCUUUUGUUUCUUAGCGCGGCUAGCAGCAAAGCUCCGAUCUUUGUAUUUACCGUCGCGAGCCGCUGAAGGAAAACCCAUCGCCAUGUUGUUAUCGGAACGGGCUCAGUGAAGAAGGCGACACCGCGAGCGCGUGGAGGAGAUCAUCUCGUCGUUUGAGCCAAACCUGUGCCGAACCUGAGCCCUCGACCGCCGACUGCCUGACUGACUGACUGACAUGGCGGAGCAGAGCUACUCAUGGGCGUAUUCCCUUGUCGACUCCAGCCAGGUGUCAACUUUCCUCAUCUCCAUCCUCCUCAUUGUCUAUGGCAGUUUCAGGUCAUUAAACAUGGACUGUGAGAACCAGGAGAAGGAUAAGGAUGGAAAUCCCACCACUAAUGGCGCCUUCAACAAUGGCAACUCUAACAACAGUUACUUCAUAGGUAUUCAGACAAUAGACUCCACACAGGCGCUGUUCCUGCCCAUUGGAGCCUCCGUGUCUCUGCUCGUCAUGUUCUUCUUCUUUGACUCGGUUCAAGUGGUGUUCACCAUAUGCACUGCAGUUUUAGCGACCAUCGCAUUUGCGUUUCUCCUGUUGCCGAUGUGCCAGUAUCUGACCAGGCCUUGCUCUCCACAGAACAAGAUCUCGUUCGGCUGCUGUGGCCGCUUCACGCUGGCCGAGUUGCUCUCCUUCUCCCUGUCUGUCAUGCUGGUUCUCAUCUGGGUGUUGACGGGACACUGGCUCCUCAUGGACGCUCUCGCCAUGGGUCUCUGCGUGGCCAUGAUUGCAUUCGUGAGGCUGCCUAGUCUGAAGGUGUCAUGCCUGCUGCUCUCAGGCCUGCUCAUCUAUGAUGUGUUCUGGGUUUUCUUCUCCGCCUACAUCUUCAACAGUAACGUGAUGGUGAAGGUGGCCACGCAGCCCGCCGACAACCCCCUCGACGUUCUCUCCCGCAAACUGCACCUGGGUCCCGGCAUGGGACGGGACGUCCCUCGUCUCUCGCUCCCCGGCAAGCUGGUGUUCCCGAGCUCCACGGGCAGCCACUUCUCAAUGCUGGGCAUCGGCGACAUAGUCAUGCCGGGAUUGCUGCUGUGUUUUGUGCUGCGAUAUGACAAUUAUAAGAAACAGGCCAACGGAGAAGUACCCGGCCAGGCGAACAUGUCCGGUCGCAUGCAGCGGGUUUCCUACUUCCACUGCACUCUGAUUGGUUACUUUGUUGGUCUGUUGACCGCCACCGUGGCCUCUCGUAUUCACCGCGCGGCUCAGCCUGCCCUCCUGUAUCUGGUGCCCUUCACUCUGCUGCCUCUGCUCACCAUGGCCUACCUGAAGGGGGACCUACGGCGCAUGUGGUCCGAGCCUUUCCACGCCAAGGCCAGCAGUUCCCGUUUCUUGGAGGUAUGAUGCUCCUCCAACCAGCACAGAUUCCCGCCCGCCCGCCACCCACCGGAGUGAAAGAGAGAGAGAGAGGUCUGAAGAGAGGAACUAAUCUCGUCUUCUCAUCAUCCCUCAUUCCUGUUGUCAUCCUCCAGCCAGUGGAUGAACAGACGUACGCGGACUUCACUGCCAGAUGGAUUCACGCGCUCCUCACGGAUUUUUCAUUCCUUCGCUUCUCUCCAUCCUGUGUCUGAUCCGCUCAAGUCCAUCGCUGGUUUCCGCUACCUCUUUCCUUUCUGGUUCCAUUCCAUCUCUUUAAAUUUUUUUCUCCAUCUCCGCUGUUCUGCACACCCACAUCGUACCGGAUCAGUUGUUCGGCAGACGUGACCGGAGCCGCUUUUUUAUUGUGGAUUUA
Messenger RNA from Misgurnus anguillicaudatus (oriental weatherfish), 2040 nucleotides. The record is from RefSeq and is a predicted model, not a curated record. Lineage: Eukaryota; Metazoa; Chordata; Actinopteri; Cypriniformes; Cobitidae.